Mangifera indica (mango) is the source of this 1880-nucleotide messenger RNA. RefSeq names its product probable glycerol-3-phosphate acyltransferase 2. The transcript is spliced from 2 exons. The coding region runs from base 247 to 1776 and encodes 509 amino acids. The record is from RefSeq and is a predicted model, not a curated record. NCBI's taxonomy places the organism in Eukaryota, Viridiplantae, Streptophyta, Magnoliopsida, Sapindales, Anacardiaceae. Gene Ontology annotation, biological process: cutin biosynthetic process. Gene Ontology annotation, cellular component: membrane. Gene Ontology annotation, molecular function: phosphatase activity; glycerol-3-phosphate 2-O-acyltransferase activity.
UAAUGACCACCAUUCCUUCAUCAGUUGAACUAGUGACGAAAGAUGAUGCCAAACCCUGACUUCUUUCUUCUUUAAUGCCUGUUUCCAAGGUACCGAACUUACCCCAGUACAUUAGCUCUAAUGGAUAACUCACUAACUUAUAUAGAGAGCUGUAGACCUUGUUCAUGGCAAAAAAUAGCAUAGAAGAAAAUAUAUUUGGCAGCUGCAAAGUCUUCCCCACGUAAACUCGCCAAAAUUCCAAUUCAAAUGACGAACAAGUCCAUCUGCUCUUCAAUUUUAGGUACAAAAAAAGGCCAUGCAAAUGCAACCCACCCAAUAUCUCAGAAAUUUACCUCCCUUGAUCCCCAUAACAAAACUAAAUCAGAAGAAAUGACCAGCGUGGUGUUUCACUUAGAGGGAGCACUGUUGAAGUCGUCUUCACUGUUUACAUACUUCAUGCUGGUGGCCUUGGAAGGGGGAGGGCUCUUGAGAGCUCUCAUUUUGUUUCUUUUGUACCCUUUGGUUUGCCUGCUUGGGGAGAGACGAUUAGGGCUGCAGAUAAUGGUUUUUGUGAGUUUUGCAGGGAUGAAAAUGGACAAGUUCAGGAUUGGGAGUUCGGUUUUACCUAAGUUUUUGUUGGAAGACGUUGGAAAUGAAGGGUUUGAUGCAGUGAUGAGCUAUGGUGAUAAAAGGAAGAUUGCGGUGAGUGAGAUGCCUAGAGUCAUGGUGGAGUGUUUUGUGAAAGAUUAUUUAAGAGUUGAUGGUGUUGAAGGGAGAGAACUGAAGGUGUUUUGUGGGUAUUGUCUAGGUUUAAUGGAGAGAAAAAAGGGAAAUCCAGUUGUUCUAAAUGAGUUUCUUGGCAAUGGGAAAAUUGGUGGCUAUCCUAUUGGUAUUGGCUGCCUGGGUUUUGAUGACCAAAUCUUUUCAUAUUGCAAGGAAAUGUACCGGGUGACGAAAGAAGAGAAAAGGAGGUGGGAAAUCCUUCCAAGGGAGAAAUACCCAAAGCCAUUGAUCUUUCAUGAUGGAAGAUUGGCUUUCAGGCCUACCCCAUUUGCCUCCCUAAUCAUGUUUAUGUGGCUUCCACUGGGAAUCUUUGUUUUCAUUAUCAGAUUUACCUGCGGCACCUUAUUACCUCUCUCCAUUGCCAAUCUUGUCAAUUCUUCGACUGGCUUUAGUUCCACUGUAUCAAUAUCAAGCCCCACCAUUAACCACAACAAGCCAACUGGACUCCUCUAUGUUUGCAACCACAGAACACUCUUGGACCCAAUUUAUAUCUCAAUAUUUAUCAUGAAACCUCUAACUACGGUCACUUACAGCACCAGCAGAUUCACUGACGUCAUGUCUCCCAUUAAGACGGUUAAAUUGACGAGGGACAGGGAGAAAGACAAGGAAGUGAUGGAGCAAGAGUUGAGGCAAGGCAACCUCGUGGUUUGCCCUGAAGGAACCACUUGUAGGGAGCCAUUUUUAUUGAGGUUUAGUCCUCUGUUUGCAGAGGUGAGUGAUGCAAUUAUUCCUGUGGCUAUGGAUUUGCAGGUUAGCAUGUUUUAUGGGUCCACAGCAAGCGGAUUCAAAUGGUUAGACUCUAUAUUUAACUUACUGAAUCCAUUUGCUAUGUACUCUGCCACCAUUCUUGAGAAGCUGCCCACUUCUCAAACAUGUAACUCCGGCCGGAAAUCCAGGAUCGAAGUCGCCAACUAUGUGCAGAAGAAGAUUGGCGAAGCUUUGGGAUUUGAGUGCACCUGUCUCACAAGAAAAGAAAAGUACAUGAUCUUGGCAGGUAAUGAGGGGAUCAUAUGAAUUCGUACCAGAACGCAGCACAGAUUGGAACCUACCCAGAGUCAAUUCAUGCGAAAACUGUGUGUUUACAUUUUGAAUUUAAUAAACUGCCAUUAGUCAGUAAA